AUGUUUAUUUUUCCGUUAAUUAUAUCUUCUUUUUCUUCUUAUUGGUCUUUUUCAUCUUUUUUUUACUUCUUUUCUUGUUUUCUUUGUUCCUCCUUCUUCUUUACCUUUUUCUUUUUUCUUUGUUUUCUUCUAGCAUUUCUUUUUCUUUUUCUUUUCCUUUUUCUUCUUUUUCUUCCUAUUUUUCCUUUAUUUCUUCUUUUUCUCCUCUUUCUUUUACUUCUUCUUUCCUUCUUUUUUCUUCUUCUUUUCUUCUCUUUUUUCUUCUUCUUUUCUUCUCUUUUUUUUUCUUCUUUUUUCUUUUUCUUCUCUUCGCUUUUUUUUUCUUUUCUUCUCUUUCUUUCUUCUUCUCUUCUCUUUUUUUUCUUUUCUUCUCUUUCUUUCUUCUUCUCUUCGCUUUUUCUUUUUCUUUCCUUCUCUUUUUUCCUCUUUUUCUUCUUUUCUUCUCUUUUUUCUUCUCCUUUUUCUUCUCUUUUUUCUUCUCCUUUUCUUCUCUUUUUUCUUCUUCUUUUCUUCUCUUUUUUCUUCUUCUUUUCUUCUUUUUUCUUCUCUUUUUUCUUCUCUUUUUUCUUCUUCUUUUCUUUUCCUUUUUUUCUCUUUUUUCUUCUUCUUUUCUUCUCUUUUUUCUUCUCUUUUUUCUUCUCUUUUUUCUUCUCUAUUUUCUUUUCCUUUUCUUCUCUUUUUUCUUCUUCUUUUCUUCUCUUUUUUCUUCUCCUUUUCUUCUCUUUUUUCUUCUUCUUUUCUUCUCUUUUUUCUUCUCCUUUUUCUUCUUCUUUUCUUCUCUUUUUUCUUCAUCUUUUCUUCUCUUUUUUCUUCUCUUUUUUCUUCUUCUUUUCUUCUCUUUUUUCUUCUCUUUUUUCUUCUUCUUUUCUUUUCCUUUUCUUCUCUUUUUCCUUCUUCUUUUCUUCUUUUUUCUUCUCUUUUUUCUUCUCUUUUUUCUUCUUUUCUUUUCCUUUUCUUCUCUUUUUUCUUCUUUUCUUCUCUUUUUUCUUCUCUUUUUUCUUCUCCUUUUCUUCUCUUUUUUCUUCUUCUCUUCUCUUUCUUUUUCUUCUUUUCUUUUCCUUUUCUUCUCUUUUUUCUUCUCCUUUUCUUCUCUUUUUUCUUCUUCUUUUCUUCUCUUUUUUCUUCUCUUUUUUCUUCUCCUUUUCUUCUCUUUUUCUUCUUCUUUUCUUCUCUUUUUUCUUCUUCUUUUCUUCUCUUUUUUCUUCUCUUUUUUCUUCUUCUUUUCUUCUCUAUUUUCUUUUCCUUUUCUUCUCUUUUUUCUUCUUCUUUUCUUCUCUUUUUUCUUCUCUUUUUUCUUCUUCUUUUCUUCUCUUUUUUCUUCUCUUUUUUUUCUUCUUUUCUUCUCUAUUUUCUUUUUCUUUUCUUCUCUUUUUUCUUCUUUUCUUCUCUUUUUACUUCUUCUUUUCUUCUCUUUUUUCUUCUUCUUUUCUUUUCCUUUUCUUCUCUUUUUUCUUCUUCUUUUCUUUUCCUUUUCUUAUCUUUUUUCUUCUUCUUUUCUUCUCUUUUUUCUUCUUCUUUUCUUCUUUUUUCUUCUCUUUUUUCUUCUCUUUUUUCUUCUUCUUUUCUUUUCCUUUUCUUCUCUUUUUUCCUUCUUUUUUUCUUCUCUUUUUUCUUCUUCUUUUCUUCUCUUUUUUCUUCUCUUUUUUCUUCUCCUUUUCUUCUCUUUUUUCUUCUUCUUUUCUUCUCUUUUUUCUUCUUCUUUUCUUCUCUUUUUUCUUCUCUUUUUUCUUCUUCUUUUCUUCUCUAUUUUCUUUUCCUUUUCUUCUCUUUUUUCUUCUUCUUUUCUUCUCUUUUUUCUUCUUUUCUUCUCUUUUUUCUUCUUCUUUUCUUCUCUUUUUCCUUCUCUUUUUUUCUUCUUCUUCUAUUUACCGUGCUCCUUCAGGAAGUGGGUGA
This is a messenger RNA of Acanthosepion pharaonis, 1893 nucleotides long. Lineage: Eukaryota; Metazoa; Mollusca; Cephalopoda; Sepiida; Sepiidae. The record is from the annotation of a GenBank genome assembly.